Molecule: messenger RNA, 1967 nt
Organism: Dipodomys spectabilis (banner-tailed kangaroo rat)
Lineage: Eukaryota; Metazoa; Chordata; Mammalia; Rodentia; Heteromyidae
Gene: Nup54
Product: nucleoporin 54
Exons: 12
Coding region: 84-1610 (508 amino acids)
Biological process (GO): nuclear pore organization; protein localization to nuclear inner membrane; NLS-bearing protein import into nucleus
Cellular component (GO): nuclear pore; nuclear pore central transport channel
Molecular function (GO): structural constituent of nuclear pore
Source: RefSeq, a predicted model, not a curated record
GACGGAAGACCGGCGUACGCCGAGCGUCGCGUCGCGGGAGCAGCAGCAUCAGCGGCCGAGCACCGAGGCGCUGUUCCCGCGACAUGGCCUUCAAUUUUGGGACUCCCUCGGGCACCUCCGGCACCGCUGCCGCCACUGCGGCACCCGCGGGAGGGUUUGGAGGAUUUGGGACGACAUCAACAAGUGCAGGUUCUGCAUUCAGCUUUUCUGCCCCAGCAAACACAGGCACUACUGGACUCUUCAGUGGCACUCAGAACAAAGGUUUUGGAUUUGGUACUGGUUUUGGCACAGCAACAGGAACUAGUACUGGUUUAGGUACUGGUUUGGGAACUGGCCUGGGAUUUGGAGGAUUCAAUACACAGCAGCAACAGCAGCAAACUACAUUAGGUGGUCUCUUCAGUCAGCCUACACAAGCUCCUACCCAGUCCAACCAACUGAUAAAUACUGCAAGUGCUCUUUCUGCUCCAACAUUAUUGGGAGAUGAGAGAGAUGCUAUUUUGGCAAAAUGGAAUCAACUGCAAGCCUUUUGGGGAACAGGAAAAGGAUAUUUCAACAAUAAUAUUCCUCCAGUAGAAUUUACACAAGAAAAUCCCUUUUGUCGAUUUAAGGCUGUAGGUUAUAGCUGUAUGCCAAAUAAUAAAGAUGAAGAUGGUCUAGUGGUUUUAGUUUUCAACAAGAAAGAAACAGAUAUUCGAAAUCAACAACAGCAGUUGGUAGAAUCACUACAUAAAGUUUUGGGAGGAAACCAGACCCUUACUGUAAAUGUAGAGGGUAUUAAAACAUUGCCAGAUGAUCAGACAGAAGUUGUCAUUUAUGUUGUUGAGCGUUCUCCUAAUGGUACCUCAAGAAGAGUUCCAGCUACAAUACUCUACUCCCAUUUUGAACAAGCCAAUAUAAAAACACAGUUGCAGCAACUUGGUGUCACACUUUCUAUGACAAGAACAGAACUUUCUCCUGCACAGAUCAAACAGCUUUUACAGAAUCCUCCUGCUGGUGUUGAUCCUAUUAUUUGGGAACAAGCCAAGGUGGAUAAUCCUGAUUCUGAAAAGUUAAUUCCUGUACCCAUGGUGGGUUUCAAAGAACUUCUUCGAAGACUGAAGGUUCAAGAUCAGAUGACUAAGCAGCAUCAGACCAGAUUAGAUAUCAUAUCUGAAGAUAUUAGUGAACUACAAAAGAAUCAGACUACAACCGUGGCCAAAAUUGCACAAUACAAGAGGAAACUCAUGGAUCUGUCCCAUAGAACUUUACAGGUCCUAAUCAAACAGGAAAUUCAAAGAAAGAGUGGUUAUGCCAUCCAGGCUGACGAAGAGCAGUUGCGGGUUCAGUUAGAUACAAUCCAGUGUGAACUAAAUGCACCUACUCAGUUCAAGGGCCGGCUAAAUGAACUGAUGUCCCAGAUCAGGAUGCAGAAUCAUUUUGGAGCAGUCAAAUCUGAAGAAAGAUACUAUGUAGAUGCAGAUCUAUUACGAGAAAUCAAGCAGCAUUUGAAACAACAACAGGAAGGCCUUAGCCACUUGAUUAGCAUCAUAAAAGAUGAUCUAGAAGAUAUAAAAUUGGUAGAACAUGGAUUGAAUGAAACCAUCCACAUCAGAGGCGGUGUCUUUAGUUGACAAUUAACUUGGAUUUGGGUCUGUAAAAUGCUUUCUCUUACUACAUCAGGCCUUCCUUAAGAUAACCACAUGGAAGGAAAAGGAAGGAAGGAUCCUCUCCUGUCUGGGAUUUUUGAGAUUACUGACAAAUUCACCUCACAGUUCUUCAAAGAUUUCCAUCUAAAAGUUUCAGUCACUUAAUAAGAGAAGUACAUAACUCCCCAAAGUCUAUGUACUUUGUACAUUUUUACGACAGCUUUGCACGUAAUUACAGUGUUUAAUUUGUGUAUUGGCUGCUGGAGAUUUGUUCUUCAGGAUGUAAAUCAGUUUUUAAUCUGUGAGUUCAACUGUGGGAGGAGUAAAGAAAAUUCAAAAGUA